This is a messenger RNA of Balaenoptera acutorostrata (minke whale), 3737 nucleotides long. It is a transcript of the gene LTO1, whose product is annotated as LTO1 maturation factor of ABCE1. The coding region runs from base 117 to 530 and encodes 137 amino acids. The record is from RefSeq and is a predicted model, not a curated record. The transcript has 5 exons. Lineage: Eukaryota; Metazoa; Chordata; Mammalia; Artiodactyla; Balaenopteridae.
GCCGCCCCCGGAAGUGGACUUCGCCUCCUCAGAAGCGGUGCGUCAGUGCCCGAGGCUCGUGUGUUUGCGACCGCAGCGCUUGGCGCCGGAGCUCGAGGGGCGGGCCGGCUGCCGCCAUGGCCGGGAGUCAGGACAUGUUCGAAGCCAUCGUGAUGGCGGAUGAGAGGUUUCACGGGGAAGGUUAUCAGGAAGGCUAUGAAAAAGGAAGUAGUUUGGGCAUGAUUGAAGGAAGACAGUACGGCACGUUACAUGGAGCUAAAAUCGGAUCCGAGAUCGGGUGCUACCAAGGUUUUGCUUUUGCUUGGAGAUGUCUCCUGCACGGCUGCACCACUGAGAAGGACAGCAAAAAGAUGAAGGUCUUAGAAUCGUUGAUUGGAAUGAUUCAGAAAUUCCCUUAUGAUGAUCCUACUUAUGAUAAACUUCAUGAAGACUUAGACAGAAUUAGAGGGAAAUUUAAGCAGCUUUGUUCAUUACUAAACGUCCAUCCCGACUUUAAAGUUAGUGCAGAAGGUUCCGGACUUUCAUUUUGAGGAUGACAGACGCACAAAGACGAAACAUCAGGGAACAGAUGUUCGUAUGUUAAGUGUUUAAAAAUGUGAUUAAAGGCAAAGCAACGAUGGGGGAUUCAUUGUUUUGCAGGGAGGGUUCCAGCUUGGCCGCUGAAAGGGCUUCCUUCCCCCGAGGUCUGCCGGGUGGCCUCGGUGCCCCCCCCACGGGGCCCCUCCACAUAGGCCCGUCCUUUGUUGGACCCUGUCUGCUCUGCAGCGUGAACGCAGCCCUGGCAGAGCCCUCACCUGGCUGCUCUUCUCUGGUCCAGGGUCCAGGCCCCUGGCUCACGGGUUCUCGUCACCUGUCAGGCCUGGCUGGAUCUAGAUUCCGGUUGGCUCUGGAUAGGAUAAACCUCCCCUUUAGCCCCCGGGCUUUGGUCAGCGCUCAGAGGGACAGUUUUUUAAAAAAUGAGAGCCGGGCUUCCCUGGUGGCGCAGUGGUUGAGAAUCCGCCUGCCAGUGCAGGGGACGCGGGUUCAAGCCCUGGUCUGGGAGGAUCCCACAUGCCGCGGAGCAACUGGGCCCGUGAACCACAAUUACUGAGCCUGCGCGUCUGGAGCCUGUGCUCCGCAGCAAGAGAGGCCGCGAUGGUGAGAGGCCCGCGCACCGCGAUGAAGAGUGGCCCCCGCUCGCCGCAACUAGAGAAAGCCCUCGCACAGAAACGAAGACCCAACACGGCCACAAAAAAAAAAAAAAAAAAAAAAUGAGAGCCACAGGGUUGACACGAAGCAGGUUAAUGGACGGAGUGAUGGGAGCUGUGACGUUUGCUGACCCUUGAGAUGUGCCAGUGCCGUGACCUGCUUCUCGCCUUUUGUUCAGUCCCUUCAGGAGCCCACGGGGUGGGCGUGAUUCCCGUUUUACAGACGAGGAAACCGAGGCCCAAGAGACUGCCUGGUCCAAGGGCAGUGGGCGGCAGAGCUGGGACUCCAGCCCUGUCUCCUGGUGCCCGCUCCGGAAUGCACGUUCGCACCCACAGUCUCGGGGUCCCUGCCCGCAGGUCCCCGCUAUGCCCCGUGGAGCCCUGGGGCAUCUCAGGUGGCCAUGGACGUGGGUGUCUGGCUGAGAGGAGCAGAGGCCAGCCCUGUCCCCAGGAAGCCGGGACGUGCUCUUCCUGUGUCCCCGGGUGGGUGGGGCUCUGCAGCAUCAGAAAUGGUCACGGGGAGGAGACUUUAAGGCCACCGCUCUAUGUGCAGAAACUUCGCAGCCUUACUGCAGCCUGCCUUCUAGUGUGAGUUCUCUGUCUUCUGCCCGGACUUAAAAGGCAUCAUCUGCACGCGGUGCACGGCCCCAGGUGCGCCUUCGUCACAGACAGCAGCAGCGCUUAUCUCUGGCUGGUGGGAUGGAGGGGCUUUUGUUGACAUUUUCCUGGGUGGAUUUUUGUGCUUCCUAAGCAAUCUGUUUGGAUAAUGUAUUAUUUUUAUAAUUGAAAAAAAAAAAAAAGAGUAUAUUUUAAAGCAAAAGGCCAUCUGGGACCAUUUUUGAUGCGACAUCUAGCGAAUUCAUUCCUUUCUCCGUGAUAUUUGGGGUUGAGGUACCAGGGUCGCACUGAACAGCCUUCUGUUGUGUUUGUGUCUGCGUGUUUCAUUAAUAUGCAUGGCGGCAGCUACUGUGACAGGACGGCGCUCCGUGAUGCUCAGGAAAGGGUCGGGUCCUGCUGCCCCUGGCCAGCCACGGCGUGCGUUUAUCACUGACCUCUCCUGCCCCAAACCUCACUCCCCCGCACCCCUUCCAUCUCUCUCCUCUCAGCCUCUCCCAUGCCAGGUGUCAGCCAGAGCAGCCGGCCGCCACUUCCUCUCCCCCAUCCCGCGGGGCCGAGCUGCCUCAUCGAUCAUCUUCAGGGCCCCUGGACACCGGACUUGACCUGUGCCAGCCUGGCUCCUUCUUGGAGGAUGAGACCCAGUUUCCAGGACCCCUUGGUCACCCAAGACAGAUGUUCUGGAUUCCAGUACAGACAGAGCCCCUGUUCGCAUCACAACGACUCUGCUCCUGUGAUGCCACCUCCAGCGAUGGGGUCCGGGGAGCUUGCUCUUCUGGCGGAUGAGACGGUGGAGGACACCCGAGGGCUUCUGGGAAAGGUCACAUCACUCUUGAGAGAGAUGGUAUCUCUUUUGGAAGUUGUGCUGUGGGGAUGCGACACCUGGAAUUAUGACAGGCAGCUUGCAAGCAGCUACGGAUGAAGCCAGACCUGGGCAUGGCAGAGCCCAGCCAGAGAGGACCCAGCCCGAGGACAUUGCCGAGCAGCUGUGCUGACUGACCCCCGAGAGGUGCUCUGCUUGCCAGCCUCGGUUAUAGGAGCUGAUGAACGCCCUAGUUCAAGGCCACUUCGGUAGGGCUUCCAUUGCUAGCAGGCGAAGGGAUCCUGCUUGCCCUCCCCCCACCCCACCCCACCCCCCCCUUCCUGUGCUCCUACACCUGGUCCUGCUGGCUAUUAACGCUUGUUGGAUUUCACCCCUUUCCAGGGGCUCGUAGAUUUCCCACGGCUCUGGCCUACUUGCUCUGCCCUGUCGGAAAUUCCCAGCAUAUUUUGUGCCACGUUAUUAGUCAGCCGGGGCUGCCAUAGCGAAUGCCGCACAGUGGGUGCCUUAAACAACAGACAUUCACGGUCCCCAGUCCUGGAGGCUGGAAUCCGAGGUCCAGGUGUGGGCAGGGCCGGUUCCUCCUGAGGCCUCUCUCCUCGGCGGGUAGACGGCUGUCUUCUCCCUGUGUCCUCACACGGUCGUCCCUGUGUGUGUCGGUGUUGCUUUAAGGACUCCAGCCCUGUUGGAUUGGGGCCCACCUUGAUGACCUCCUUAAAGGCCCCAUCUCCAAAUAUAGUCACAUUCUAGGUUCUGAGGGGCAGGACUCCAACAUGAAUUUUGGUGGGGACAUAAUUCAGCCAUAGGGUGAAUACAGGGUGGCCUGUAAUAGCCACCCUGUCUGGCUGCCUGGACGGACUUCACUUGGGAGAGAAGAAGCCCGUUUCACUUAGAAGGUGAAGUUACUUUGGGGCUUCCCUGGUGGCGCAGUGGUUGAGAAUCCGCCUGCCAGUGCAGGGGACACGGGUUCCAGCCCUGGUCGGGGAAGAUCCCACAUGCCGCAGAGCAACGAAGCCCGUGCGCCACAACUACUGAGCCCGCGUGCCUAGAGCCCAUGCUCCGCAACAAGAGAAGCCACUGCAAUGUGAAGCCUGCGCACCGCAACGAAGACCCAA